UUCUUUCUUGCUUGCUUUCUUUCUUUCUUUCUUUUUUUAACGCGGUUUAUGUGUGUUUGCGUGAAAACGCGGCGCGCGGAUGGUGUAGCGGUUGCCAUGGUAGCGUGUUUUCCCCCCGCUGUAGUGCUGUUGUUCCUCGGGUCCAUGUUUAUCGUGUUUGCGUGCGCGCGUGCGCGCGUGCCGUCUGCUCGAGCAUCUCAGUUCAGAGUAGACCGAGUCAUCAUGCCCGUGGCCGCCGCUCGCACGGAGCCCGCUCUGUCGCAGGUGGACGUCCUGAGUGACAGCACCAGCUCCGCCACUGCCAAUGACCUGGACCUCAUCUUCCUCAAAGGCAUCAUGGAAAGUCCCGUGAAUGCCGAGAGUCCGGAGGAACCUCGUCUCGAGGCGGUGGGGGACAAAAACAUGGAGCUGCUGCAGGACAUCCUGAGGGACCUGAGUCCGAUCACGCAUCGCAGUAACACGGCCGCCGAGCUCUCGAACAUCCUCAACCAACCACAUUUCCAGUCUCUCCUGGAGACCCACGACUCGGUGGCGUCCAAGACGUGCGAGACUCCUCCGCCGAGCCCACAGGCGUCCGUGGAGCCCAACCUGCCGCCGGUCCCCGCUGACGCCGUGCGCAUGGUGGGCAUCCGCAAAGUGUCCGGGGAACACUUGGGCGUGACGUUUCGAAUUGAGAACGGAGAGCUGGUGAUCGCGCGGAUCCUGCACGGCGGGAUGAUCGAUCAGCAGGGUCUCCUCCACGUAGGGGACAUCAUAAAGGAAGUGAACGGUCAGGACGUAGGGGAAGACCCACGCGUUCUCCAGGAGAUGCUGCAGGAGGCCAGCGGCAGCAUCGUGCUCAAAGUCCUCCCGAGCUACCAGGAGCCUCACCCUCCCCGACAGGUCUUUGUGAAGUGCCAUUUUGAUUACGACCCGGCCAACGACAACCUGAUCCCCUGUAAGGAAGCCGGACUGCAGUUCAGCAGCGGAGACGUCCUGCAGAUCGUCAACCAGGAGGACGUCAACUGGUGGCAGGCUCGACGGGUUCAGGGAGGAAGUGCCGGACUCAUCCCCAGUCAGCUGCUGGAGGAGAAGAGGAAAGCUUUUGUCAAAAGAGAUGUGGAGCUCCCACCAGCAGGCACACUGUGUAGCGGGAUCGGCGGGAAGAAGAAGAAGAAAAUGAUGUAUCUGACCACCAAGAACGCAGGUUUGUGCUCCAAACAUUUCAUCUUAGUGUCACGUCGACUGCCGACUAGAGCGUUUAAGGCCUCUGCAGAUUUCGACAUGCACGAGCUGAUGAUCUAUGAGGAAGUGGCCCGGGUUCCUCCGUUCAAGAGGAAAACGCUGGUUCUGAUCGGAGCUCAUGGAGUCGGGCGGCGCAGUCUAAAGAACAAGCUUCUGGUUUCUGAUCCUCAGCUGUUCGGAACUACGAUUCCCUACACUUCCAGGAAGCCUAAAUCAGACGAGAGGGAGAACAGGAUGUACGCGUUCACGACCAGAAGCAAAAUGGAGGCUGACAUCAAAGCAGGCCGUUACCUGGAGCACGGCGAAUACGACGGAAACCUGUACGGUACCAAGAUCGACUCCAUCCACGAGGUAGCCGAGGCAGGACGUCUCUGCAUCCUGGACGUCCACCCGCAGGCGCUGAAGAUCUUGAGGACAUCAGAGUUCCUGCCUUAUGUAGUUUUCAUCGAUGCUCCAGAGUUUGAGGUGCUGAAAUCCAUGAACAGAGCGGGCAUCGAGGCUGGAGUGGUCAGCAAAGAGCUAACGGAUGCUGAGUUGAACAGGAUACUGGACGAGAGCUGGAGGAUUAAGAGGGCGUACGGACACUACUUUGACCUGUCCGUCAUAAACGACAGCCUGGACGGGACGUACAGCAGUCUGAAGGAUGCCUUAAAGAAGCUGAGUGGGGUUCAGCAGUGGGUUCCGGUUAGCUGGGUGUUUUAGAAAACCGUCCUCAUUCAAGAACUCCAACCCCCAUGCUUUCUUUUUAUCGACUUCACACAGACGCUUAUUUAUUUAUUUAUUUAUCUAUCUAUCUAUCUAGCGAUCAGUGGUAAACCCGAGCGAGAGUGUGUUUUGUAGCUUCUCCCCGCCCUUCUCGUACAUCGCCGUACAGUUACGGCGGUCACGGCGAAACGCGGUUUCUGAGUGGCAAGCGUUUCUGCUAAAAAAAACACUCAUUUAAAAAAAAGGCUGCGUCUCAAAUCGCACAUCAAAUAACACUCCUGUUUACAUCACGUCUUUUUAACAAGAAGAGAAAUUUAACUCCACCUAGGACGAGUCUGAGUCUAAUCACCAAUAUUGUAGAUUACUAUAGCGUUAAUAAGCAUUAAUAAGCAUUAAUAAGCAUUAAUAAGCAUUAGGUGGCAGUAUGUGAUUUGAGACACGGAAGUUACGAGUAUGUAAUAUAACUGCACUAUUAUGCCAGUCAUUACUCAGUCGUUUCAGCAAACAAACAAAAAAAUCCAUCCAAGAUGGAUUGUAAACUCCGCCUCUGAAGAGCUCAACGAAGAGCACAACCUGUCCAUUUCACACUUCCUGAAACGUCCUGCUCCUCAAACACGCCCGUUCCUGAUCACGAAGACCAACUCUGCUGUCGGCGGCUGAACUUUUAGAAGCUAAACACUUCGAACAGAAGCGAAAAACGAUGUCGCUGGACGGACAAACAGCGACUUCUAGCUCGCGUGAUCAGAUUAGACAGAAGAGCGUAGGGUGGCUGAUUAGCCGACAUUUCAAAUCGGUAUAACAAACCAGCGUUGUGUCUCACGAGCGUGACGUAUGACACUUUGCCGGAUAUAAAGUUAACGCUAUUAAAUUGAGGUUUUGUCAAAAGGUAUAUUUUUGACCAGGAAGUACGUUUAUAUACGUGGCUAUUCUGCUCUACGCAGUGAGGAGUAACCGGCGCCCGGGCUCACCCGAGUUCACACGCCCAGGUGCAGAUGUGACCGUCAUAUAUAUAUAUAUAUAUAACAAGCCAAAAAUAACCAGGACCAAAUCAUUCAGGACCAAAUGUUUUACACCAGGUCUUGGUGGUGGACUCGCACGUAAAGACACGUACUGUAGUUUCGCUUACAGAAAAGUCACAUCCGUUUCACACGUGAUGACGUGAAC
Molecule: messenger RNA, 3093 nt
Organism: Ictalurus furcatus (blue catfish)
Lineage: Eukaryota; Metazoa; Chordata; Actinopteri; Siluriformes; Ictaluridae
Gene: mpp2a
Product: MAGUK p55 scaffold protein 2a
Exons: 13
Coding region: 49-1926 (625 amino acids)
Cellular component (GO): cell-cell junction; plasma membrane
Molecular function (GO): protein binding
Source: RefSeq, a predicted model, not a curated record